GUUCUUGGUUGCGGAGCAGAAGCUGAGAUGUCAGAGGGCCCCUCCAGAAUCACAGGGCCUAUUCCUCCGGACCCCACCCUUUGCCCAGAUUACUACAGACGUCCCCUGUCAGCACGGGGGAGGCUAGAAGGGAACUCCCUGAAGCUGGAUCUGCUCCCAGGGCCCCUUCCUCCGGAUGCGACUCUCUACCCCACCUUGUACAGCGCUCGCCUCGCCCAGCCCCCUCCGCGGAUCAGGCCCAACGCCAGGGACAUCCUGGAGGUGGGCCAGAGAGGCACCGUGGGAGCCCUGCUGCAGCUGGAUGGGAUUUCCUUCUGCCAGGAGUUGCCAACCAAGCGGAAGGAGUGCAAAGACUACGAGAAGGUGAAUCUGAGGCUCCUGAGAGAGAUUCAAAGGAAGUGCCGUGAGAAGGAGCAGGCCAGGGAGCUGAGCCAGCCCAAGCCCGUGAAAGCCCUGUGGAAGUCGCCCAAGUACGAGAACGUGGAGUCCAAAGUGAAGGCCAAGCUGCAGGAGAACUCCGUUUCUCCGAAUUCAGAAGCUCAGAAGUUCCUGAGAGCUUACUCCCGCUGCGGCACCGGAAUUCACCCCCGCAGGCCGCUGUCCCAAAACCCUGCUCAAUUGCGAGCAACCGCAGAUGCUGCAGUGGCGCCAGUCCCAGGCGAGAAUGUCAAGGCCCUGGAGGAGAACAGCAAGGUGGACUUUGUCAGCCACAACGCCCAAAACGCCAAACGAGCCUAUCUGCGGCGAUCGCGCUCCCUGCAGUCGCUCACCGACGUGCUGGAGCAGAAGCGGAAGGAGCAAGAGGAGUACGACUCCCGGCAAAAAGGCCACGUCCCCCGCUACCUGCUCGAGAGGAAGGACCACUGGCGCAGAGAAGCAGAGGAACGCCGGCGCAACCUGCCUGACCCCGCCACGCCCCAGGGCCAUUCCCUGAUGCCGGAGAGCCAGCGUGUGGAAACCCUGAACAACCUCAAACAGAGCCAGGAGCAGCUUCUGAAAGACCUCCUGCUGCUUCCCUUGCGAGCCGACACGCUGAACCUGCAGAGCAGGCGGGUGGGGCUGGAGAAGAAGCUGUCGCAGGUGGAGGAGGCCCUCAAGAUUUUCUCCCGGCCCAAAGUCUUCAUCAAGCUGGAUUCCUAGGCAGC
Messenger RNA from Euleptes europaea (tarantolino), 1145 nucleotides. It is a transcript of the gene ENKD1, whose product is annotated as enkurin domain containing 1. The record is from RefSeq and is a predicted model, not a curated record. The transcript is spliced from 7 exons. Gene Ontology annotation, cellular component: cytoplasmic microtubule. NCBI's taxonomy places the organism in Eukaryota, Metazoa, Chordata, Lepidosauria, Squamata, Sphaerodactylidae. The coding region runs from base 28 to 1140 and encodes 370 amino acids.